Anarrhichthys ocellatus (wolf-eel) is the source of this 6104-nucleotide messenger RNA. It is a transcript of the gene myo3a, whose product is annotated as myosin IIIA. Bases 14 to 5563 code for a protein of 1849 amino acids. The transcript is spliced from 37 exons. NCBI's taxonomy places the organism in Eukaryota, Metazoa, Chordata, Actinopteri, Perciformes, Anarhichadidae. Gene Ontology annotation, biological process: regulation of actin filament length; peptidyl-serine phosphorylation; sensory perception of sound. Gene Ontology annotation, cellular component: myosin complex; photoreceptor inner segment; filopodium tip. The record is from RefSeq and is a predicted model, not a curated record. Gene Ontology annotation, molecular function: protein serine/threonine kinase activity; protein binding; microfilament motor activity.
UCGGUCUGAAAACAUGUCUCACAACAGCUACUUUAAUUUCAGGAGAUCUCUCCUGAAGAUGUUUCCACAACCAGGGAAAUCGAUUGUCUUCGACAACUUUCCAGAUCCCACCGACGCCUGGGACAUCAUCGAGACAAUCGGGAAAGGGACCUAUGGAAAGGUCUACAAGGUGCUCAACAAACUUGAUGGAAGCAAAGCGGCCGUCAAGAUACUGGACCCCAUCCAUGAUAUCGAUGAGGAGAUCGAAGCGGAGUACAACAUCCUCAAAGCUCUUUCUGACCACACCAAUGUCGUGAAAUUCUACGGGAUGUACUACAAGAAGGACGUGAAAUGUGGAGACCAGUUGUGGCUGGUACUGGAGCUCUGCAACGGUGGCUCUGUGACAGAUCUGGCGAAAGGCAUGCUGAAGAGAGGAGACCGAAUGGAUGAAGCCAUUAUUGGCUACAUGUUGCAUGAGGCCCUCAUGGGCCUCCAGCACCUGCACAUCAACAAGACCAUCCACCGUGACGUCAAAGGCAAUAACAUCCUGUUGACGACGCACGGAGGCGUCAAACUCGUGGAUUUCGGUGUUUCAGCCCAGCUGACAAAUACCCGUCUGAGGAGGAACACCUCAGUGGGAACUCCCUUCUGGAUGGCUCCGGAGGUAAUAGCGUGUGAGCAGCAGCUGGACUCCACCUACGAUGCUCGUUGUGAUGUCUGGUCCCUCGGCAUCACCGCCAUAGAGCUGGGAGAUGGAGACCCCCCCCUCUCCGAGCUCCACCCAAUGAGAGCCCUUUUCAAAAUACCCAGAAAUCCUCCGCCUACUCUCCACCAGCCGGAGCUCUGGUCCGACGACUUUAAUGACUUCAUCUGCAAAUGUCUGAUUAAGGACUUUGAGCUGAGACCAAAUGUGCUAGACCUGCUCCAGCAUGUGUUCAUCAAAGACAGUGUUGGCAGAGAGAAAAUACUGCAGAAACAACUGAUUGAACUCAUUGAUCUCAACCAACAAAUAGGAGUCAUUGAUAAAACAAGCCAUCAUGGAAAGACAAACAGAAGCAAAGAGAGUAAUGACAGGCAUGAACGCAUCCACACUAAAAGAGGAGGCCACAUGAAGACACAGACCGACACGGAUGAGGUGGACGACCUCGCCACCCUAGAGGUUCUGGAUGAGAACACGGUCACAGAGCAGCUUCAGAGUCGCUAUGGACAAGAUCAAAUCUACACAUACGUGGGAGACAUCCUCAUCGCAGUCAAUCCUUUCCAUAAGAUGGAGAUAUACACUCAGUACACCAAGAUGUACAUAGGAGCCAAGCGUACCGCUAACCCACCACACAUCUUCGCUGUGGCUGAUAUCGCCUACCAGUCCAUGGUGUCAUAUAAUACAGACCAGUGCGUUGUGAUCAGUGGGGAAAGCGGAGCUGGGAAAACAGAGAGCGCUCAUCUGUUGGUGCAGCAGCUGACGGUGCUUGGAAAGGCCAAUAAUGAGACGCUCCAGGAGAAGAUCCUGCUGGUCAACAGUCUGGUGGAAGCGUUUGGAAACGCCUGCACCGUCAUCAAUGACAACUCAAGCCGCUUUGGCAAGUACCUGGAGAUGAAGUUCACCUGCGGGGGAACGGUGGUCGGAGCGCAGAUAUCCGAGUACCUGCUGGAGAAAUCCAGGGUCAUCCACCAGGCAGUCGGGGAGAGGAACUUCCACAUCUUCUACUACAUCUACGCUGGCCUGGCUGACAGGAAGAAACUAGCCCACUACAAGCUCUCCGACAGCAAAACGCCUAAGUAUCUGUGGAACGAGCACGUUAAAUUAGGGCCUGACAUAGUGAGCAACACCUUCUACAAGGAGCAGUUUGAUGCAGUGGAGCAGUGUUUCAAGGUCAUCGGAUUCACCCUGGAGGAGCUGGGCAGUGUUUACAGCACUCUAGCUGCCAUCCUCAACUCCGGCGAUAUCGAGUUUUCUCCGGUUGCCUCGGAGCACCAGACGGACAAGAGCGACAUCUCCAACAAUUCUGUCCUGGAGAACGUGGCAUCGCUGCUGUGUAUCCGCUCAGACGAGCUCCAGGAAGCCCUGACCUCCCACUGCGUCGUGGCCCGCGGAGAGACGAUCGUCAGGCCCAACACUGUGGAAAAGGCGACGGAGGUGCGGGACGCCAUGGGCAAGGCUCUCUACGGCCGCCUCUUCAGCUGGAUUGUCAACCGCAUCAACGCGCUGCUGCGGCCCGACAGCCACCUAGGAGAGGAUGAAAAAGGCCUGAACAUCGGCAUCCUGGACAUCUUCGGCUUCGAGAACUUCAAGAAGAACUCUUUCGAGCAGCUCUGCAUCAACAUCGCCAACGAGCAGAUCCAGUUUUACUUCAACCAGCACAUAUUCGCUUGGGAACAGGAUGAGUACCUGAACGAGGAGGUGGACGCUCGGAUGAUCGAGUACGAGGACAACCGGCCCCUCCUGGACCUGUUCUUGCAGAAGCCCAUGGGGAUGCUCUCACUCCUGGACGAGGAGAGUCGUUUCCCGCAGGCCACCGACCAGACCCUCGUAGAGAAAUUUGAAGAUAACCUGAAGACCAAAAGCUUCUGGAGACCAAAGAGGGUUGAUCUCAGCUUUGGUAUCCACCACUACGCUGGAAAGGUGAUCUACAGCGCUGCAGGCUUCUUGGCCAAGAACAGGGACAUGCUACCGGCCGACAUCGUGCUGCUGCUCAGGUCGUCGGAAAACGAGCUCACGCGCAAACUCGUCACCCAUCCCCUCACCAAAACGGGUAACCUUGCCCACACAAAGGGUAAAGGAGUAAACACAAUGCGCACCCCGACACGCACCAUCACCUUCGCCAAGAUGGGAGUGCUAACCUUAUACAAUUCUUUCUCGUUCAGCGAGCCGGGUGAACCUGGAGACGCUCCUUACCACCCGAGAGAAACCACCAACAUGAGAACACAGACGGUGGCCUCAUACUUCAGAUACUCUCUGAUGGACCUGCUGUCCAAGAUGGUGGCGGGGCAGCCUCACUUCGUCCGCUGCAUCAAACCAAACAACGACCGCCAAGCCAACAAAUUUGACCGGGAGAAGGUCCUGGUUCAGCUGCGAUACACCGGCGUGCUGGAGACCGCCAAGAUCAGACGGCAGGGCUACUCUCACCGCAUCCUGUUCGCUAACUUCAUGAAGAGGUAUUACAUCGUGGCUUUCCAUGCUCACGAGGAGCCGCCGGUGACUCAAGAAACAUGCGCCGCAAUACUGGAGAAGGCCAAGCUGGAGAACUGGGCUAUGGGGAAGACGAAGGUGUUCCUCAAGUACUACCACGUGGAACAUCUGAACCUGAUGGUGCAGCAGGCCACACAGAGGAUCAUUCUGCUCCAGGCUUACGUCCGAGGCUGGAUGGGAGCCAAACGAUACCGGCGGACAUUAAAGGAGCGAGAACAGAGCGCUCUGGUGCUGCAGUCAGCUUACAGAGGUCAUAAAGUUCGGAAGAGGGCGGCUGAUGACAAAAGCAAAGCAAAGUUUGAGGCCUUCGUCGUCCGGUUUCAGGCUGUUUGCAGGAGCUAUCUUGCAAAAAAGAAAUACAAGGAGUUGGUAGAUGAGAAGAACAAAGCUGCAACCAAGAUUCAGGCUCGCUACAGAGGCCACAAGGAAAGGAAAAGCUUCAAAAGGAAACGGGAAGAGAAAGAGAAAGCAGAGAAGGCCCUUAAAGAAACAGAGGAAGAGACUCCUGAACCGGAGAAGCUCACCGAUGAAGAAAAUUCCUCUCCUCCCGUCGACGGAGUGGCUAACGAGGAAGAUGAAACUAAGGCGGCCGUGGUUCUGCAGAGCAACUUCAGGGGCUACAAAGAGAGGAAAAAGUUUAAGGAGAGACAAAAGACGAUGGCUGGGGCCGAAUUGGAGUUGCCACCGAAUGCAGUGGUGGAGCAAGAAGGUGGGCGAGAGGAGGAAAAGCCAGCCGAUAAACAAGAGGUGAAUGACGACGAAGACGAAAGCACGUAUGAAGCGGAGGAGAAUGACGACAGUGAUCACACACAGGUGGCAGAAGAGGACGAGCACACGGAAGUGGCAGAUGAAGAGGAGAUGGAGGCAGCAGAUGCUGGGAAAGCAAAGCCGGCGGAGGACGAGAAGGAGGUGAAUGGACAAGAACAAGCUGCGGGGGGAGAGGUUGUUAACGUAGAAGAAGAAACCAAGGCUGCCACUGUCCUCCAGAGUAACUUCAGAGGUCACAAAGAGAGGAAGAGGUUGCAGGACGAAGGCAAGAUCCCAGCUAAGAAACAGAAAGCAGAAAGUCCCACUGGUGAAGAAGAAGACGUGCCCACGGCGAGCAGCGCUGCAGGUGAGGAAGAGCUGCCCGAAGUUCAAACACCAGCAGAGGAAGUCAGUAACGAGGCGACAGAAACAGAAGAAGAAUCAACGAAAGUUCGAGAUGCAGCAGAUGUUUCUUCAAGUGACGUCAAGUCAGCAGACCAAGACGAGGCCAAAGCAGCUGUGGUGCUUCAGAGCAACUUCCGCGGCCACAAGGAGCGCAAACGACUCGAGGAGGAAGGAAAGAUCCCGAAGAAGACUAAGAAGAAGGAGAAAGAAGCAACACCAGAACCUCCAAGUGAAGGAGAAAGGGUAACGCAGACAGAAGAAUCGGUGCCAGAAUCCCAGCCGGAGAACUCGGGGGGGCCGGACGAGGAAAAAGCCGCGACCGUCCUUCAGAGUAACUUCAGAGGCCACCGGGACCGGAAGAAACUGAAAGCAGAGAGAGAAACGCAAAAGAAAACAGAGGAAGAAGCUGCCGAGGAGGUCGAAGAGGAGGCCUUGGACGUUUUGGACGUGAUUAUAGAACAUAAAGAGGAGACAGACACCGAAAGAGAGAGACUGGAGGAAGAGCAGGCUGCGGUGAAGAUCCAGAGCAACUUCAGAGGCUACAAGGACAGAAAGAACCUCAAGGCCAACAAGAAAACAGCGCGGACAGAAGCUGCACGACUGGAGAGCUUCUCCAAACAGAUCACAAAGACUUCUCAGGACUUCGUGGCCCUGCAGCAUAAGUUGAAUGAGAUCAUCCAUGCCCAUCAAUCAAACCCCGAGAACAAUGGCAUGUUCGUGAGAGGAAAAGCAAUCAAUGGCUACGCUCCUCAGAAUCACCAAUCGACUGACAAGAGACAGUCGAGGACCCCCCGCAGGACCCAGCAGCCAAAGACCCUCAACACACCAGAGGACUCCACCUAUUACAACCUGAUUCAUCGGUCUGUCCAGGAUGAUAAACGCAAGCCCAGGAAGGAGGAUCCAGGGAAGCUGCUGGAUGUGGAUGACCACUACUACCAGACGCUGUCCUCCAGCAGGUCCGAGCCCUGCAUCGCCACAGAGGACAUGCCUGAGAGGAGGCCGACUGUAGAGAGGAGAGGGUCCACGGAUGGCAGGCAGUCCACGGAGAAGACACCAGCUGCUGCCAGUAGACAGACCAGAGAGAGGGCCGUCACCGAACCGGAGCCUUCCAGACCCGUCUGUAACGACAGACACUCACUUCCCAGAAUGCCCUCCACAGAGAGUCGGACUGAGGACAACCCGUUUGACUUCAGACAUCUGCUGAGGAAGACCUCCCAGAGACGAAGGCUCAUCAAACAGUACUGACCACACAACUGGUCUUUUUAACCAUUUGGCACAUAAUCUAUCAAAUUCUGAAUGUGACAAUGUAUUAAUCAUAUGUCAUGUUGUAAAAUACAUGAGUAUUUUAUCCGUCAAAGCUUCUGAAAACAACUGAUAAGUUACGUAAAUGAAAAGCACUGACUGCAUUGAUUAUAAGUCUUAUUGAUCUAAAUGCAGACAGGAUGAAAGUAAAUGUAAAUAAUGAAAUGCUUUGCCCUUAAAACUGUAAAUGCAGGUUUUAUUUAUGUGAUUUGUAAACUAGUCAUUGCUACUUUAGCUCAUUUUGCUGCAUCAGUUUCCUUCGCUCAAACAUUGAGGUUGUCCGUAUCCAUUUAAACACCGAAUAGAAUUGUAAAACAUGUAUGUAUACAUCAUGUAAAUACAAGAUCCAUCCUCUUACGCUUCAAUACUUUGCAUUUUAAGCCAUUUUGAUGAGUUUAUCUCUCUGAAAAGCUGCUUCACUGUUGUCAAAUUGUAAGAAAUGUACAUUGUCUCCUCUGCUGUAAUCUGUGUUUUGCUCAUUUAA